ACUGGCGAACGUCAUCAUAAUAUUGUUCCAUUUACAUUCGCUAAAUUACGGCAAAAAUUAACAAAUAAAAAUACUUGUAUGGAUUAUAGUCGCUGCAAAAUAUGAUUAAAACAAGCGGACAACACGUUAAAAUGUAAACAAAUCAGCCAAGAACGAGAAGAAGCUAGACGAAAUUAAAAAACAAAUAUUGACAUAACACGUCAACGUUUGCGGCGACAAAAUUUGGCUAAAAACAAAUAAAAACAAUAAAUAAAUAAAAAAUAAAAUUGAAAAAAAUGUGGUUAUGGCCACAGCGCAGCACAAUUUAACACAAACAACGGACUACGAUGCGAAGCUGGAACGCAAGCAAUCGCUUCCAUCGUACACGAAUUCGAAUGCGAAUGCGAAUGGCACAUCCGCAGCCACAUCCGCAACAACAUCCGCAACAGCAAGCUGGCAAUCGUGUUACUACUGCACACGGGAACACUUCAAGACUAUCGCCGACUUUGUCAAUCACCUGCGGAGUCGCCACUGCACACGGGAGGGUGGCUCCUUUGUGUGCCGCUAUGGCUUCAAUGGUGUGUGCGCCUCAUUGCCGCUGGACGGUGUCUCGGAUCGGGAUUACGAUGCGCAUGUGUCCAAAUAUCAUGUGAAUCAGCUGACGCGUGAAUCACCGCCAGAAUGGGGCGUCUACUCGUCGGCCCAGAAUCUGCCGGCCGUGCUCAAUGAUCCGCAGCGUGGCAAACAGAGCAAUCUCUUCACCAAGAAAUGGGGCGAACAAUUCGUCGAGCGCAGCCAAAUUCCGCAGAGUUCGCGACUGCCGGAUAUAACGCAUGCUGAUUUCACGGUGUAUUUGGGCAGCAUUGGGAAACGCUAUCGCUGGCAUGAGCGACGCCAACAGCAGCAGCAGCAACUGGAGCAGGAUCAGCAAUUGACAGCGACGACGCCAACACAGCAGCAGCAGCAGCACAAUUUGGCUGACGUGCCGGUGCCGGAGAUCUUUCUGAAAUCGCAACUGCAACUGCAUCAUGCGGCGACCUUUGCCAAAGUCUUUCCCAACUAUAUGCAAUCGUCGGAAAGCUCCAGUUGCACAGUGGAACUUCAGCAGAGGGGGCGACACCUGCAGGAGCAACUCUCACAUUAUUUGGACAUUGUUGAGGUGCGCAUUGCGCAGCAAGUGGCACAGAAAUCGGCGGCAUUCUUUCAUGCGAUGACCACACAGCAUGCGAUACUCGCCGAAAUGCAGCUAGCCGCCGAGCAAGUGCAUCAGUUGCGCGCCUCCCUCGCCCAGUUGCAUGGCAGCGCCGUUGUCGAUAGCUUUCGGGUGAUGCGCUAUGCGCAACGCCGCCAGCAUUGCUAUGCGACGCUGGACAAAUUGCGACUGAUGGCCACAGUGCACAAGACGCAACCGAUGCUACAAUUGCUCCUGGGCACACAGGAUUAUGUGGCAGCCUUAGAUUUGAUAAGCACCACGCAGGAGAUACUCGCUGCGGAGCUGCUGGGCGUGCACUGUUUCAAGCAUCUGCCCAUGCAGCUGGGCGAAAUGGAGAAACUCAUCGAUAAGAUGCUCACCACGGAAUUUGAACGCUAUGCGGCAACGGAUCUGAAUCGACCCCUCACCGAUGCCGAACUGGAGACGGACAGCGUCUGUGCCGAGGAGGACAAACUGGUGGCCAUUGUGAUGGGUCUGUUGCGCAAACAGAACUUCAGUUUCGUGCAGAGCUAUCAGCAGGAGGCGAUUGCCACCAUUCGAGCGAUCAUCAAACAGUUGCUCAUCGAGCUGCUCGAGCGCGGAGAUCGGGAGCUUUGUUUGACCGGGGCCGGUGAGCAAUCGCUCGACUUGACCCUCAACGAAUGGCUAACGAUGCUGCAGCGUGCCAGUCAUGCGCUCCACGGCAUCCUCGAGCGCAUCCGGGCCGUUGUCUCGAUCAUGCAACAGACAGCGGAUGCAGCAGCCGGUGGCAGUAGUCCGCAGCAUGCUGUCAACCUAAUCGAUUCGGAGGCAUUCCUCAGUGCUACACAUCAUGAGCAGCUCAGUGGUCAGUUGCAGCAACUGCUGCAGGCCGUCUGUCACUAUUGCCACGAGCGUUGUGCGAACAUUGUCUCGCCACAGAGCCUGGAACGUUGCGCCGCCAGCGAGGAGGAACUGUUGCAAUUAUCGCAACUGGUACGCGAUUUUAGUGUUGCCACACAGAAUAUUUGCGGGGCGGUCAGUGUGCCGCUGGAGCUGGCACUCAAGGUGCAAGCGUCGCGUUACGCUCAACGCUUCCAUGCCGAGCGCAAACAGAAGCUGGCCCUGCUGUUGGAUCAGGAGCGUUGGCGGCAAGUGGACAUACCGCAUGCAUUCCAGCGCAUCAUCGAACGCAUGGCCGAUGGCGACUUUGAGAAGCAGCCCAUCUCCACCAUCGAUAGUCACAAUCUGGCAAAUGUUAAUGGCAUUGGCAAUCCCGUGCUGCUUGUCGAGGGCAAACAGCCAUUUGCUUUGGUCAGCGUCGCAUUGCUCCUCAUCCAGAUGCUGUACGAGUAUGGGGCGAGUGCGCAACGCUUGCCACUCCUCGCCACCUAUCAUGCGCGGAAUGUGAUCGAUUUGUUGCGCUGCUUCAAUUCGCGCAGCUGCCAACUGAUCAUUGGCGCUGGGGCGAUGCGUGUCGCCGGCCUGAAGACGAUAACUAGCACGAAUCUGGCGCUGGUGUCGCGUGCCCUGCAAUUGGUUCUGUAUUUGCUGCCCCGGCUGCGAGCACAUUUCGAGAGCAUGAGCGGGUAUGAGGCCAUCGAACGGGACUAUCAGGGUCACAUUAAGGAGAUUGAGCACAAGAUUCACGGCAUCGUCUCGGAGCGCAUUGUGGCGCAGUUGGAGGCAUGGGAUGCCCGUCCGCCGAUACCAUCGCAAACAUUCCGGCACAUUUCGCGGCAUUUGGUUAAGCUGCACGAGGCGAUCGCUGGUGUGCUGCCCGAGACGCAAAUCCAUGAGAUCUAUGGGGUGGUGCAUAGCAACUUCAAGGAUAAGCUGCGGGAACAGCUGCUCAAGCUCAAUAUCUAUAAUAAUGGUGGGCCCCAGCAUGGCGUGGUCACCUCCGAGCUGACCUUCUACAUGGAAACGUUGCGCACGCUGAAGGCUCUGCCAGCGGCACAAUUGGACAAUGGCAUCCUCGAGCACAUCUGGCUCUAUUGAGCGCGGUAUUUAAUUCCAUAGUUUUUCUUUUGCUGCUCGAUUUACAAAAUCCUGCAAUAGCAAUGCAAUUUGUUUUUUAUUCCCCUCCACUUCCAUUUGUCGUGAUUUUUGUUGGUUUUAUUAUUAUUUAUUUAAGCAUAUCAUUUUGUAUAUUUAACCAGUUAUGACAUUUUGUACUUUUGCAGCUGUAGAUUAUAUAUGUAUAUGAUGUAUCUUUUGUUCAUUCUCAGUCCGUUGCACUUGAAGACUAAACGAACUAAGCAAAACAAAAAAAAAACAGUCGACAAAUCGCCUUUGAAUUAUAUAUAAAUAUACAUACAUAUAACUAUUCAAAUACAAAUCGCAUUACACUGGCAUAAAACAUAA
Drosophila grimshawi is the source of this 3517-nucleotide messenger RNA. RefSeq names its product vacuolar protein sorting-associated protein 54 (gene scat). Bases 284 to 3151 code for a protein of 955 amino acids. Gene Ontology annotation, biological process: Golgi to vacuole transport; retrograde transport, endosome to Golgi. NCBI's taxonomy places the organism in Eukaryota, Metazoa, Arthropoda, Insecta, Diptera, Drosophilidae. The record is from RefSeq and is a predicted model, not a curated record. The transcript is spliced from 2 exons. Gene Ontology annotation, molecular function: syntaxin binding. Gene Ontology annotation, cellular component: GARP complex.